UGUUACUUUCGAUAUGGCAACGAAGAAACAGGAGGAGUUGUCGCGGAUCGGGCAGAACCUGCUCGGAUACUCGAAAAGCUCGUACCGUUGGGAGGUAGUUUGGAAGAAUGUUAUCAUCUUCAGCGUCCUCCAUGCUUUGGCACUCAGAGGUUUAUACCUUUACAUCUUCAAGGCGAAAAUAGAAACAAUGAUCUUCUUUUGGAUGUACAGUUGGUUGGGUGGAUUUGGAAUCACUGCAGGAGCGCAUCGUCUAUGGUCCCACAGAUCGUACAAAGCGAAAACACCAUUGCGGUAUUGUUUAGCCGCUUUCCAGUGCAUCGCCGUUCAAAAUCACCUUUAUGAAUGGUGCAGGGAUCAUCGGGUCCAUCAUAAAUUUUCCGAGACUGACGCCGAUCCACAUAACGCGAAAAGGGGUUUCUUUUUCUCGCAUAUUGGGUGGCUGUUGCUGAGAAAGCAUCCGGACGUCCGAGAGAAAGGAAAAUUCAUUGAUAUGAGCGAUAUAGCUGAGGAUCCAGUAAUUAAAAUCCAAAAAAAGUAUUACACUCCAUUGGUGGUGUUGUUCCGAAUCUUAGUGCCGUUGUACGUGGAUUGUUACUUGCUAGGUGAAAAACUUGGAACAGCUUUCUACGUUAUGGUUGUAUUAAGUUACAUAUACAGUUUACACGUAACUUGGUUAGUAAACAGUGCAGCCCAUCUAUUUGGAAACAAACCGUAUGAUCAAUCGAUUAAUCCAAGUCAAAACAGAUGGGUGUCCAUAGCUUCUCUAGGCGAAGGAUGGCAUAACUUCCAUCACGUAUUUCCAUGGGAUUAUAAAGCUAAUGAAUUACCGUUCACCUCCAACUGGACUACGCGUUUCAUUCACUUUUGGGCUGCAUUAGGUCAAGCCUAUGACUUGAAGUCCGUCAGUGCGGAAUUAAUUAAACAGAGAGCGACAAGGACGGGUGAUGGUAGUUUGUUCAAAAGUGCAACAACCGUUCAAUAGAAUUGUAAUUCGACGAAUUCCC
This is a messenger RNA of Nicrophorus vespilloides, 1004 nucleotides long. Its product is annotated as stearoyl-CoA desaturase 5-like. Gene Ontology annotation, biological process: unsaturated fatty acid biosynthetic process. Lineage: Eukaryota; Metazoa; Arthropoda; Insecta; Coleoptera; Silphidae. Gene Ontology annotation, cellular component: endoplasmic reticulum membrane. The transcript has 5 exons. The record is from RefSeq and is a predicted model, not a curated record. Bases 14 to 982 code for a protein of 322 amino acids. Gene Ontology annotation, molecular function: iron ion binding; stearoyl-CoA 9-desaturase activity.